AUGCCUCUGCCAUGGAAGAAGCCGAAGGUUUCCGCGAUCUCACGGAUCGUAGCAGAUCUUCCAUCGCCCAAACACGGCCACUCCCUAGUCGUCCAGACCGGUUUCCCCACAUCCCUUGUGGAUCUCUUCUGGAAGAAUCACGACCGGAUUAAGAAACCCUACUCCAAAUUGAUGAAGAAGCACCACCAUAACCAGAACCAAGAGGAUCAAUUGUUGAACGAGCCUGAAACCCAUUUGUGUGAUUUCUUCGAAAGUGAUGAAUUCAGCGGCUCCUCCGUGGUUGAGGAAAUACAGCAGGAGGCUGAAUUUCCUGCGGCUGGGGAAACACAGAGCUGCCACAAGGACAAGCACAAAAGAAAGAUGAUGAAGAAGCUGGUGCCCAAGCAGUUGCGCCAUAGAAAGAAGGGGAAACAUGUUGAGGUACUGCAAGAGGACGUGGUGGAUGAGAUUCAGCCUGAUGAAAUUGUUGUGACAGAGUUUAGUGGAAGAAGAGAGGGAAGCAAAUUGAAGAGAAGUGGCGGCGAGCCGUUUGGUCAUCAUCGUAAAGGCAAGUUGUUGAUAUUGGAUGUGCUGACUGAACAAGUGAACGAAGAAUGUGAAGUUGGAAUGGAUCAGAGAGUACAUGGAAAGGAGGGAAAAGGGUUAGAUAGUGAACUAUUGGAAGAAGGUAAAUCAGAAACCUUGGUUGCGAUUGAGGAACAGAGAGAGAUAAAAAAGAAGAGUAAAUUGAGCUGGUUGGUAAUUCUUCUUGCUGUUCUGGUUGGACUUGCCGGGGGACGAAUUCUGGCGCUUCUGCUGGCGGUGGCUUCGUGUUUGAUGUUGAAGUUGGUCGUUGGAAGACGAAAGAAUCGUGUAAAUGAUAAGGCAUUGAAGGGUUCUUCUGCCUCGUUCUCCAAAUAG
Messenger RNA from Linum tenue, 900 nucleotides. The record is from the annotation of a GenBank genome assembly. Lineage: Eukaryota; Viridiplantae; Streptophyta; Magnoliopsida; Malpighiales; Linaceae.